Rotaria socialis is the source of this 1620-nucleotide messenger RNA. Lineage: Eukaryota; Metazoa; Rotifera; Eurotatoria; Philodinida; Philodinidae. The record is from the annotation of a GenBank genome assembly.
AUGAUGUCAAUACCAUUUAUGGAUCAAUCAAUCAUAUCGACUACAUCUUCAUUAAGUCAUAUGAAUUCAAUACCUUGUCGUCAGCCGUAUUCUCCUGCUUCGACAUCAUCAUUACCUGUAUGGAAAUCUUAUUUAUAUAAUUUACAAAUGCAAGCUCCAAAACCAAAUCCAAUUAUAUGUCGAACUUCUCAACCACGUCGUCCUAAACAAUAUGGCUUAGAAUUUUAUGGCCUUUUAUCACGUCAAGAAGCUGAUCAAGUAUUAUCAACAGCUACUGAUGGUUCAUAUCUUGUACGAGAAUCAUUGAAUCCUCCAAAUUCGUAUACAUUAGUAAUAAAAUUUAAUAAUGAAGUAAAGAACUAUAAGUUAUUUUUCGAUGGCCAAACAUCAACACAUUACGUAGGCGAAAAACAUUUUGAUACAUUAAAUGAUCUCGUACACGAUGGCUUAAUAUCAUUUUAUUUGGAAUCAAAAGCUAGUGAUUAUAUUGCUCUGAUGGCAUGUGAUUCACAAUGUUAUACAAACGAAAGUCCAUACGGACAAUACAAAGCACAAUUAUUACAUCGUGCACAAACACAGAAUAAUAAUUUGAAUCAAAAUGAAAAUAAGGAUAUAUCAACUGAUCGUUCGAAAACGCAAUCUCAACCACAAAUUGAUCAAAUAACGCAUGAUUAUCUUUUGCCAUCAUCAACUCAUAAUUCAUCCUCAGUGCAACAGCGUUCAUCAUCAGUAAAUAAUUCAACGACGACGACAACAACAAAUCCUAAUCAAAAAUUACCAUCAUCAAAUCCAUUAUUUUUCGAUCGUAUUCUUAUAAUGCAAGCAGAAAAGGGGCAUAAUUUUAAAAUACAUUCAUUUAAAGGGCCACAUUGGUGUGAUUAUUGUGCAAAUUUUCUUUGGGGUCUAGUACAACAAGGUGUUAAAUGUGCUGACUGCGGUUUUGAAGCACAUAAGCGUUGCUCAGAAAAAGUUCCACAAGACUGUGUUCCACAAAUGAAAUAUUUAAAAUCAAUAUUUGGUGUUGAUUUAACAACUUUAAUAAAAGCAACAACGCCAGCCUCGUCGGCUGUUUCAUUAACACCGGUUGUACUUGAGAAAUGUAUUAAUGAAAUUGAAUCACGACCGAAUGCACUUGAUACAGAAGGUCUCUAUCGAAUUGCUGGAUUUUCUGAUAUUGUUGAAGAAAUCAAAUUAGCAUUUGAACGUGAUUGUGAGCAUGUGGAUUUAUCUCAAGAACGAUAUCCUGAUAUUCACGCAAUAACUUGUGUUCUAAAAUUAUAUUUAAGACAAUUGCCUAUUCCAUUGAUUACUUUUGAUAUUCAUACACAACUGCUUGAACUUCGUCCAACAGCAUUAAGUAUAAAAACAGUUCGUCCAAUCAUACGUCGUUUACCACCAGCUCAUUUUCAUACAUUAAAAUAUUUAUCUGAACAUUUACUUACUGUAUCUCUUCAUUCGAAUCGUAAUCAAAUGACGGUUGAAAACUUGUCAAUUGUAUUUGCACCAACAAUAAUGCGUUCAGAAAAUCCAGAUCCAAUGAUUGGAUUAAAAAAUUCUAAAUCUAUUCAACGUUUACUUGAAAUUAUUAUUGAACAAGCACAUGAUAUAUUUUCUCCUUGA